Messenger RNA from Rotaria socialis, 4908 nucleotides. The record is from the annotation of a GenBank genome assembly. NCBI's taxonomy places the organism in Eukaryota, Metazoa, Rotifera, Eurotatoria, Philodinida, Philodinidae.
AUGGAUAAUGAACGUGCAGAGAACAAUGAAAUAGAUUUAACAAUUAUUCAACGUUCAUCCUCAAUGGAUUCACUUGAACAAAAUGAACCAACUGUUCAAAAUCUUCAUGUUGUCGUCGGCUCUCAUAAAUGGAUGAAUACAAAUAAUAAUAAUACUCGUGUCGAAAAAACAUCAAUUGCUGACGAUAAUGAAGACUCAAUUGAUCAAAGAACGUAUUCGAUAGCUAAUAAAAAUCACACCGAAAUUGAGGAAGAUGAAAAUCUUAGUAUUUCAAGUCAAACAGAUUUAUCGCUCAAUCACUAUGAUGUACAAUUACAAGUAAAUAAUGGUCAACCAGAAAGAGCUGUUCGCUAUGGUGUAUUUUCAACGCAAUUGCCAAAAGAUCCAAAUACAUUUAAGAUAAAUCAACAUUCACAAACAAUUGAACCUGAAAUGGAUAUGGAUGGUAGAGAUGGAGAUAGAGAUAGAAAUAAUAAUGGUUAUUUGAGACGAAAUAAUGGAAAUACUCAUAGUAAUAAUAAUAGUGAUGGCUCAUCUCGAAGAAACCAACGAACAAACGAAUCUUCAGGAAGUGGUAGUGAUGGAAAUGCUGAUAGAAAUGGAUCAAAUCCAAAUCGAAAUAAUAAUAAUGGCAGAAAACCUAAUGAUGAUGACGGCAGCGAAGACAAUGAAGAUGACGACGAUGAAAACGAAACUGAUGAAAGUGUAGCUCGUCGAUUAGGUUUUCGUCCAAUUGAUAAUGAAACAAUCCGUACUCUAGGUCGUUUACGUCGUUUAACGAAUAAACAGUCAUUUGAUCGACGGGACUUUGAAAAUGUUCAAUAUUUAAUUGAUGAAUUAAUACGUUUACAACAUUUAGAAAAUAGUUCCGAAGAACAAUUACAAAAAAUUAUUAAUCGCCUUAAACUUCAUCGUGUAUUACGAACGAAAUCUCAUGCACUACAAUUUAUUCAAGAUCGUUUACCACAACGUAUAGUAAAACCUAGUAAUGAAAAUAACUCUAAUGUAUUUGACAUUUGGCGUGAAAGAGAACGACGCGCUAGACUUGAUUCAAAAGAUAGUUUAGAAGAAGAAGGACAAUCUUCCAAUCGACAUCAAUCGCGAGAAAAACUAGACGCAAAUCCUUCAACAUCACCUGUUACUAAUUCAAAUAACAAAUCAAAAGUUAAACAAAUGGCAGAAAAUAUUGAUACAAGAUCGGAUUCGUUUCAUACUGGAGAUCGAGUACGAAGUUCAUCACCACCUCGUAUAAAUCGACAUCAACCUUCUGAACGUUUACAUAGUGAAAUAUUUAUUGAUGAUCGUACACCAACGAAACGACACGUAUCACCAAUGUCAACAACAGCAGAACAACGUCGUGUACGACAAAUGGUCAAUCGUCUUGAAUCAUCAGCAACAGAUACAAAAGUAACAAAGAAAAUUUCAACACCGAAACCGUUUGAUGACGAGCAAAUCAUUGGUCCAACUGGUUCUACACCAUUGCCAAAUGUUAAACGAGUAGCACGAACAGAAAACCAAGAAUAUUGUUUAACAACAAAUGGAAAUAAUGACGAUGGCGGCUUUGUCUUUCGUCAUAAAAGCCCACGCGAAGAAAUUUAUGUUCGAGAUAGCCAUUCAAAUGUAACCAAAUUUGAACUUGAUCGGGAUCAAAUUAGAAAUUCAGCACGUCGAGCGACUAGCGGAAUAAAUAUGGACGAUUUUGUAACUUCUCUUCUUCCGGGUACUGAAACAUCUAUUUCAAUGGUUCGAGAUGUUCGUGCUCGUUUCUAUGACGAUGAUUCAAGUCUCUCACAUUCCAAUCAGGAUAAUGUCCCACUUAAAGUUGAUGUUGAAACAUUGUAUAUAUUAGAACAAAAAUCAGAGAAAAAAUCUGUAACAUCAAACGCAAAAAAUCAUGUGCCUGAUUAUGAAUAUAAUCGUCCUAAAGAUCGACAGGAUUUUGGUUCACAAACAACAAUACCAAUAGUAGUUAUAAAACCAUCGAAUCGACCCAUCGGUACACAAGUUGAUUCAACUAUUGUACAAAAUACAGUUGGUGCUCAAACCUCAGAUUCAUUGCACCGACCACCAAAAGAACGGCAAUGCUUACCAUCGGUAAUUAUUGAUAAUGAUGAUGAUGAUGAUGAUGACGACAUCGAGAAAGGAAGUGAAGUCAUAAGAAAAAUAAAAACAACAACAACAACAACAAAAAAAUAUGAAGUAAAACGCCGUCAUUCAAGUCAUCAUACAAGUGAAGAUGAAGAUAAUGGUGGCACGACGACUAUUGUUUAUACUGAUAAUCAUGACAACUUUCAAACGACUGAUAAACAAAUAAAAGAUGUUGCUGAACAACGCUCAUCAUAUGAAGAAACUACAACACAAUUACGUCAAGACCCAAUACAUGAUCCCAAUCGAAAUGUUGUUCGUCGUCCUAUUGAACAAAAUGAUUAUGAUAAAGAUGAAUAUUAUUCAUCGGAAGUUUAUGAAAUUCAUACACGCGGUGCAUGUAAAUGUCUUGUUGUGUCGUAUGAAGAAAAAAUUCAAUAUGGUCCUCAAACUCGUUUUGAGAAACAGCUUCAACGUAUUGAACGUACGUACACAGAAGAAGAAUUACGAGCAACAGAAUUACAUGUUAUUGUUACAUCAUCAAAAGAACAUUAUGAAUUAGUUCGACGUGACUAUGGUUCAAAUAUGUAUACUGAUGAUGAUGAUAGCGUACAUGAUCCAUCAAGAAAGCCUGCUAUAACAAUACAUUAUUAUACUAAAGAUGGAAAUCGAGUUAGAACCGAACAAAUGAGAAAUCUUGAACAUUUGCCAUUGUUUAUUCGUUGUGAAAUUGAAUAUGAACUUAACCAUUAUGGUAGUGCACAAUUAAUUCUAUUAUCUAUCACGGAUGCUGAACGUCGUCAACUGAAUGUUUCAAUAAAAAAAGAAACUGUUGAUGAAACUAUCGUAAGUACCAGUGGCCGUUUAGCACCUAAAAGCCCUGAAUUGGAAAAAGAAAUAUCUCGAAGAUUAUCUGAACCCAUAUCUUUAUUACAUCUUGUGGAUUAUUCAUCGCGUGAUGAUUAUAAUCAAACAAACUCAACUGAUUUACGUCAUGUUUCACGUGUUGAUGUUUCAACAUCGUUACGCAUCGUGCAACGUCAUCGUACUGUUAUUCAUCGCCUUUGUCAAAUGUAUCGUUCACAUCUUCGUCUAACAACUCAAGCUGAACAGCAACGUUAUUUAGUAUUAGUUGCACGAAAUGAAUAUUAUUUAUUGGAUUUGGCAGCGCAAACAUCAAAUACAAUGUCUAAAUAUGAUACUCAACAAGGACAUCAAGAAGCAUAUAAACAGGAAGUUCAUCAGGUUCCUCAGCAACCAUUUGAUUAUGCUAAAUACCGCCGUGAGAUCGAACAACAACAGCGUAUACUUGAUCAACAUUAUCGAAAAAUACAAAAUGUUCAAACACCAACACGACAAACAUCAGAAGCCGAAUUCUAUCUAGGUGCAGGACGUCGUGCAUUAAUUGAAAAGGAAAUUCAUUCAAUGCGUGAAUCAAUCCGUCCACAUGAACAUGCUCCACCACGUUAUAAACAUGAACCAGCACGUCGAUCUCUAUCCAUAUCUUAUUCAGGUGGACAACGUUAUGUUCGUGCGCGUAUUAUUCACGUUAAGGAUUUCUAUGAUACACAGCAACAAGAACAACAGCAACAACAACAACAACAGCAACAAGCUAAAGAACAGGAAUUAUUUGUUCGCGUUGAUGAUUUUAUUAAUGAAUCUGCUGCGAAUACUCUACGUCGUUCAUAUUCUACAGAUUAUUUACAAGAAGAUGGGCCACGUUCAAGAAUUCGUUACGUACGCAUACCAGGAGAAACAAUUAGAAUCGAAGAAAAGACAACCUAUGAAUAUCAAGGUGUUAUGUAUGCCAAUUUACCGUAUUCAUUGAAAUAUUGGAAUAUACUUUAUAUUCUUGACCGUGAAGCUCGUGAAGGUCGUCCACUUGGUUCAUCGCUUCCACAUGUUAUUGUUAAUGAUCCCUAUCGAACAGUGAUACCUCCAUUGACCCAACAAGAAAUUCGUCAAACAGCCCAACAAGUUCUUGCACCACACUAUCCGGCACGAUCAUAUACCGAUCAAACAUUACGCUGGUUUUUAUCGCGGGAUAAACGUACUGAAAUUGAAUCUGCCAAAUACUUAGAAACAUUAAAAAACUAUCGUCAACAACAACAGCAAUUCGAUCAAAAAUAUAAUCAGGGACAAUUUCAGCAGCAACAACAAUAUGAUCAAGGACAAUUUCAACAGCAACAAAAUCAGUAUCAACAACAACAACAGCAGCAUCAUCAAUCGAAUAUUAGCGUGCGUGGUGAUGGUAAGCAAGCUGUAAAAAAGAAAUAUUUUGUUACUGAAACACUUGUUCAUUAUGAAAAAAUGCCUGAUCGUCUUAUACCUGUAACUGUUAACGAUCGGGCACAAUCAAUCGAUAAUCUCCAUCACCGGUCGCCAUCAACAUCUCGAGUAGCUCAGCAAUCUUUUCAUUCACAAAAUCAAUUAAAUCGAUCUCGAUCUCAACAACAUCAGGAAUUUCAACCUCAACUAUCAACAUUUACACCUAAUACUCGAGCACGAUUACCAUCGAUGAAUACGCCCUUAUCACGACAUCAAUCAGUUCAUGAAUUACAUGCACCAUCGACUUGGUCUCAUCCUCCAUCGCCAUCACCGUCACUUCAUAGUUUACAUAGUAACCAUCAAGCUCAAAAUCAUCGGCGACCAGUUGCAUUUAAUAAUCACUUUCAAGUACGACCUCCAACACAACAACAAAAUGCGUUAUUAACAGAAAUAAUCGACAGUCAAACAGGCAAACGAAUUUUAACGACCAGUCAAGAACAAUUACCAACAGAAGUACUUGGCCUUUUAAAUAAAUAUAAUUUACAGCAAUUUUAA